AUGUCUCAUACCGCAGUGCAGGGAAGUAUUGGGAGCCGUUCUGCCAUGGGGAUGCACACAUACAAAGUAAGUCAACAACUGCCAAUAUACCUGUACGAGUGUGAGAAUUUCCAAGGUCGCUGUAUGGAGUUGAACGGCGAGUGUCGCAAUAUCUGCGAUAAGGGCUUCGAUCGUGUGCGUUCCAUCAGAGUGGAGUGUGGCCCGUGGGUGGGUUACGAACAGCAGGACAUGCGUGGUGAGAUGUUCAUGUUGGAGAAGGGAGAGUAUCCUCGCUGGGACACCUGGUCCAAUAGCUACCGCUGUGAUUGUCUCAUGUCCCUCAGGCCUGUCCGCAUGGAUCCCCAGGAUCAUAAGAUCUGCCUGUAUGAGUGUGCAAACUUUGAGGGUCGUAAGAUGGAGGUUUGUGAUGAGGACAUCCCCAGUAUGUGGUCCUACGGCUUCUAUGACAGAGUAGCAAGCAUUCAGGUCUCCGGAGGAACGUGGGUUGGGUACCAGUACCCUGGUUAUCGUGGAUACCAGUACCUGUUUGAGUGUGGCCCCUAUAAGCACUGGAACGAGUGGGGAGCCAACCAUCCACAAAUCCAGUCCAUCCGCCGAGUGCGAGACAUGCAGACACAUCGACGAGGCUAUUUCGAGAUGACUGCAUAA
This is a messenger RNA of Hemibagrus wyckioides, 648 nucleotides long. It is a transcript of the gene crybb1l3, whose product is annotated as crystallin, beta B1, like 3. The coding region runs from base 1 to 648 and encodes 215 amino acids. Gene Ontology annotation, biological process: lens development in camera-type eye; visual perception. The transcript is spliced from 5 exons. The record is from RefSeq and is a predicted model, not a curated record. Gene Ontology annotation, molecular function: structural constituent of eye lens. Lineage: Eukaryota; Metazoa; Chordata; Actinopteri; Siluriformes; Bagridae.